Drosophila pseudoobscura is the source of this 1095-nucleotide messenger RNA. RefSeq names its product ribonuclease H2 subunit A. Gene Ontology annotation, molecular function: RNA-DNA hybrid ribonuclease activity; RNA binding. Gene Ontology annotation, biological process: mismatch repair; DNA replication, removal of RNA primer. NCBI's taxonomy places the organism in Eukaryota, Metazoa, Arthropoda, Insecta, Diptera, Drosophilidae. Bases 36 to 1058 code for a protein of 340 amino acids. The transcript has a single exon. Gene Ontology annotation, cellular component: ribonuclease H2 complex. The record is from RefSeq and is a predicted model, not a curated record.
AACACUAGACCGAAAAAAACAAAAAGGCGCGUAUAAUGGAAGAUAUAAAAAUCAAGGAGGAAAAUAAAACUAUAGCCGAAGGCGAUCCAUCCGAUGAUGAGGACAAGAAGGACAUAGGCAAAAUCACUUCGUUAAAGUCUUUGGGUCCCUUCAUCGCAUCGCGAGAGAACAGCCAGAAUACGGUGUACCUCAGCGAUGUGCCGGCCGUGUGCAAGGAUAAGCCCUGCAUGCUGGGCGUCGACGAGGCGGGCAGAGGACCCGUGCUGGGUCCCAUGGUCUACGGCAUCUCCUACUGCCCGCUGGAGAGCAAGCAGGCGCUGAUUGAUCUCGGAUGUGCGGACUCCAAACAACUGACGGAGGAGAAGCGGGACGUGAUCUUCAAUGAGCUGAACACGCUGGAGUAUGCUAACAGCUGCGUGGGCUGGGCCGUAGAGAUCAUCUCGCCCAACGUCAUCAGCACGAGCAUGUACCGGCGAGCCAAGUGUUCGCUGAACGAGGUGUCCAUGGAAUCGGCCAUGGGUCUGAUCCAGCAGGCCAUCGAUGCGGGCGUGAACAUAGCCGAGGUCUACGUGGAUACGGUCGGACCGCCGGAGAAGUACCAGGAAAAGCUGUUGCGACGCUUCCCCAACUUCAAGAUCACUGUGGCCAAAAAGGCUGAUUCCACGUAUCCCAUUGUCUCGGCGGCCAGUAUCUGUGCCAAAGUUACCCGCGAUCACGCCCUCAAGGUGUGGCGGUUCCCCGAGGGUCUGGUCAUCAAGGACAAUGCCUUUGGCAGCGGCUAUCCCGGGGAUCCGGUCACGAAACGGUUUCUCACCGAACACAUUGAUCUGGUGUUUGGCUUCCCCCGGCUCGUGCGCUUCAGCUGGUCGACGGCGGAGAAUGCCCUGGCGAACAAGGCCUACGACAUGGAGUUCGAUGAGCCCGACUCGGAGAAGCCCAAGUACGCGGGCACCAAGCUUACAAAGUUCUUCAAAGGCACCACUAAAGACGGCGAGGUCAUACGCGAGGAAUGCCGCUUCUUCAAGCAACGUCACUUGUCAAAUGUUUUUGAAUUUUAGUCUAAGAUAAUUGUUAAAUAUAGCUUUAGCUUUAAUG